AUGAAAAGAGGAAGAGCCGAAGCCAAUGUUACUUCAAAAAUCAAGCCAAGAAUACUAUUUGGAGGUGAUAAUGAUGAUAAUGGUAAUGAUGAAGAAAUUCUAACUUGUAAUACUACAACCAAUUGUAAAACUAUUAAAUAUAAUACUACUUCUACAACAACAACUAGCCUACAUAAUAGACAACAACACAAGUAUAAAAGAAAUUCAGUACAAUUCCAACAAGACCAACAUCAAUACUCUGAAUAUUCGGAAUAUGAUAAAGAGAAUUGUACAUCAUUUUCACCAUUAGAAAAGAAGACUAAAACAUGUCAUUCAAUUCUGCUAUGUUCUCCACCAAGUAAUGCAGGUGAUAGAUUUAAAUCUAUUAUAAAGACUAAUGUAACACCAACUAGAGUUUUAGAUUUUAGUGAUGAUCAUCAAUUUUCAUUGGAUGAUGAUUGUGGUCAUUCUUCAACUCCAAAACAACAACAAUUUAGUGAAGAUAAUCAAAGUGAUCAUGGUUUUAUUUUGACACCACCUUCCUCAACAUUGAGUAGAGCAUCGAGUAGAAGAAUUAGUUUAACACCACCAAGUACAGGUAGAUUAUCAAGUGGUUCUGAUUCUAUUAGAAGAAAUUUAGAUUUUACCUUAUGUUCAUCAUCAUUAGCAUCAGGUCCUUCCAAUUUGGAUUCAUCAUUUAUGGAUGAUCCAAGACAACAUACUCUACUCUCUCCAUUCAUUUCUCAAUUCUCAAUUACUUCACCAAAAAGUUCAAUGAAAAAGAAUAGACCUACCAAUAUUCAACUUCCUAAAGUUUCACCUUUGAAACAAGAUGAAGAUAACAAUGACGAUAUUGAUACACCACUUAUAUCACCACUCUUAUUAACAUCAUUGGAUGAUGUUUUUGGAAUGGAAGCAACUAGAAAGGAUGAAGAAUCUUAUAGAGAUUUCUCAGAACCAUCUAGACGUUUAGCAAGAGAUUUAAAUGAUGCCACUUGUUCUAAUAGUGGUGAUGAAGAUGCUAGUCCAUCAUCAAUUAAUACUAAUAUUCAACUUAGGUUAGAAACUAUUGUACAUCCAAAGAUUAGUGGUUGCAACUCUAUUACUUCAAAAACUCUUUUACAAGCAUUGAGAGAUGAUAAUUUGAAAAAUCAAAUUAGAAUUAUUGAUUGUAGAUUUCCACAUGAAUACCAAGGUGGUCAUAUUAGAGGUGCAUUGAAUAUUUGGACACCUGAUGUUUUACUCGAGCAAUUCUUUUCAGAAGGAAUGAAUUUAUCAAAUCAAAUUAUUGUAUUCCAUUGUGAAUAUUCUCAAGCUAGAGCACCUAAAAUGUACAGAUAUAUGAGAGAACAUGAUCGUAAACUUCAUUUACAUGAAUAUCCAAUUUUAUCAUUCCCAGAUAUCUAUGUCCUUGAGGGAGGUUACAAAGCAUUCUGGGAAGAAGAUGAAGAAAACAAAACCUUCUCUGAACCAAGAAAUUAUGUUGCAAUGGAUGAUCAACGUUUUGCUGAUGAAUGUAAAAUUUCAUAUCAACAAUGUAAGAAUGCAUGGAGAAAUCGUAAAUCUCAAAAAAGUGCAUUCCUUUAA
Molecule: messenger RNA, 1566 nt
Organism: Naegleria gruberi
Lineage: Eukaryota; Heterolobosea; Eutetramitea; Acrasida; Naegleriidae
Exons: 1
Coding region: 1-1566 (521 amino acids)
Biological process (GO): positive regulation of G2/MI transition of meiotic cell cycle; positive regulation of G2/M transition of mitotic cell cycle; G2/M transition of mitotic cell cycle
Cellular component (GO): cytoplasm; nucleus
Molecular function (GO): protein tyrosine phosphatase activity
Source: RefSeq, a predicted model, not a curated record